Molecule: messenger RNA, 1451 nt
Organism: Taeniopygia guttata (zebra finch)
Lineage: Eukaryota; Metazoa; Chordata; Aves; Passeriformes; Estrildidae
Gene: COQ10A
Product: coenzyme Q10A
Biological process (GO): cellular respiration
Cellular component (GO): mitochondrion
Molecular function (GO): ubiquinone binding
Source: RefSeq, a predicted model, not a curated record
UCCCGGUCCCGGUCCCGGCCCGCUGAUGGCGGCCCGGCGGCUCCGCGGCGCCCUCCAGCUCGGGGCGCGGCAGCGCCUGCGGACGGCGGCGGCCCCGCCCGGCAGGCACGUGGCCCCGUGCGGGCUCCGGCUGGCCCGGCCGGGCCCCGCGGGUUGGGAGCCCCGAGCGCAGCCGAGCCGGAGCUUCCUGAGCCUCGGCAACCGGCGCAAGGAGUACUCGGAGCGGCGCAUCAUCGGGUACUCCAUGCAGGAGAUGUACGACGUGGUGGCCAACGUGGAGGACUACAAGAACUUCGUGCCCUGGUGCAAGAGGUCGGUGGUGCUGGCGCGGCGCUCGGGGCACCUGAAGGCGCAGCUGGAGGUGGGAUUCCCGCCCGUGCUGGAGCGCUACACCUCCAUCGUCACCCUGGUGCGGCCACACCUCGUCAAGGCCGUCUGCACCGACGGGCGCCUCUUCAACCACCUGGAGACCAACUGGCGCUUCAGCCCCGGCAUCCCCGGCUACCCCCGCACCAGCACCGUGGAUUUCUCGAUCUCCUUCGAGUUCCGCUCCCUGCUGCACUCCCAGCUGGCCACCGUCUUCUUCGACGAGGUGGUCAAGCAGAUGGUGGCCGCCUUCGAGCGCCGCGCCGCCAAGAACUUCGGGCCCGAGACGCGCAUCCCGCGGGAGCUGAUGUUCCACGAGGUGCACCAGACGUGAGGGCGGCGGGGCCGGGCACCCCCGGACCGUACCGGGCACCCCAAACCGUGCCGGGCCCGUGCCGAGCCCACCCCCCGAAAUAUUUAUUCGAGAAUUGCGUUUCUGCUGCCGUUGCCUCAACGCCCCCCUCGGGGCUGCCGUGAGCUGCGUCCCGGCGCUGGACUCACCCCGGUUUUGCAGCUGAUUUGGGGUUUUAAUGUUUUAGUUCUUGUUUGGUUGGGUUUCUUGUUUUCUUUCUUUUUUUUUUUUGGUUCUUUUUGAGCUCCUCAGCCAGGCCGGAGGGCCCCGGUGGGGGCAGCUCCGGUGCUGGGCCCCGCCGUGUCCCGGGGAGGAGCGGGAUGGGGGGUUUGGUGGGAGGGGGAGAGGGGGGGGGAUGAAAAAAAAGCUGCUGGGACCCCCCUGCCCCAUUUCCCCCCCAGCUCCUCCAGGAACAGAAGGGAAGGAGCCCCCUGAGCCGCCGCACACUUUGCACAAGCCACACGCACAGGGUGGGGAGGGGGCGGCUCCUGCUGCCCCCCCCCGCUGCCCCCCACCCCAGCACCCUCCGCAGGGCACCCCCACCGCCCCCCAACUCACAGUUCCUCACCUUUGGGGGGGGGAGGGAUGGGAAGGCCUCGGUUUCCCCCCACCACCACCACGAAGCCCCCCCGGGGGGGGUGAGGGGCUCCCCGAGCCCCCCGAGCCUGUCCCGAGUGCUGCCCGAGGAGGGAAGGGCUUUGCCAGGCCAAUAAAGAGAAUUUCCCAAGGGUCA